Molecule: messenger RNA, 2095 nt
Organism: Amphiprion ocellaris (clown anemonefish)
Lineage: Eukaryota; Metazoa; Chordata; Actinopteri; Pomacentridae
Gene: entpd2b
Product: ectonucleoside triphosphate diphosphohydrolase 2b
Exons: 9
Coding region: 19-1533 (504 amino acids)
Biological process (GO): nucleoside diphosphate catabolic process
Cellular component (GO): plasma membrane
Molecular function (GO): UDP phosphatase activity; GDP phosphatase activity
Source: RefSeq, a predicted model, not a curated record
CCCCCCGGUCGGUCCAUCAUGGCUCAGCGCUCCGCUCACCUCGUCGUGCCCAUCGCGCUGCUGCUCUUCGGGCUCGUUGCCAUCCUGCUGCUCACGAUCCCCGCCGAAGACGUCCAGGAGCCGCCCGGGUUCAUGUAUGGGAUAGUCCUGGAUGCUGGAUCUUCACACACAGCUUUGUAUAUUUACAAGUGGCCAGCAGACAAACAGAAUGGCACAGGAGUGGUCACCCAGCACAGCGAAUGCCAUGUUAAAGGCGGAGGGAUCUCGAGCUAUGCAGGCCAACAGGGAGCAGCAGGGCAGAGCUUGGAGGUUUGUCUCGACCAGGCGGUGAAGGACAUCCCUAAAGACCGGCAUCGGCUCACACCUGUGUACCUGGGAGCCACAGCUGGCAUGAGGCUUCUGCAUAUUUCCAGUCCGGACCAGUCGGUUCAGAUUCUGCAAGAAGUGGGUCACAAAAUCCACUCAUACCCUUUCAACUACCAGGGAGCUGCGAUACUUAGCGGUCAAGAAGAAGGAGCAUAUGGCUGGGUUACUGUCAACUAUCUCUUAGAGAACUUCAUUAAGUAUGGCUUCGAGGGCCGCUGGUUCAGCCCCAGCAGGCCGACAGUGGGAGCGCUUGAUUUUGGCGGAGCGUCCACGCAGAUAACAUUUGCCACUGAAGAGAAAAUCGAGGACAAACACGUGAUGAAGCUGCGUCUCUACGGCCACGAAUAUUCUCUGUACACUCACAGCUUCCUGUGCUACGGCCAGGACCAGUUCCUCAAGAGACUGAUGGCUCAUAUCAUAAAGUCUCAGGGUUACUCGGACUCAGUCACCCACCCCUGUUUUCCUGCAGACGUCAGCAGGGUGUUGAAGUUCAAUGGUAUAUUUGAUUCUCCAUGUACUGCAAAGUACAAACCCAGCUCGUACGACCCUCAGGCCUCUCUGACAGUACACGGCAGCGGAAAUUACCAGCACUGCCUGGGCAACGUUUCUGAGCUGUUCUCCUUCAGCGGCUGUAAAUUCUCCCAGUGCUCCUUCGACGACGUCUUCCAACCAAAUGUCACCGGCGGCUUCAUGGCGUUCUCUGCCUUCUACUACAUUCACUCCUUCCUGCAGAGAGUUACUGGCGUCACUGUUAGAACUCCGACAGAACUGGACGAGACAGCAAAGGAAGUGUGCAGCAUGAGUUUCAAUGAGAUGAUGCUUCGAGCUCCAGAUCUGAAGUCUCGUUUGCUGAAUUAUUGCGCUGCCUCCGUGUUUAUGGAGAUUCUGCUGCUGAGAGGUUACGGCUUCAACGACGCCUCAUUCCAACGCAUUUCCUUCCAGAAAAAGGCUGGAGACGCCUCGGUCGGCUGGGCUUUGGGCUACAUGCUGAGUUUGAGCAACAUGCUGCCUGCAGAGCGAAUGGAGCUGAGGAAGGCUUUGACCCCCGGAGCUUGGGGAACCCUCAUCUUCCUCUUCGUGCUGCUCCUCGCCGCCGUCCUGGUCUUCAUCUUAUUCCGAGUUUGCGACGUGAGGAAGAAGAAAGGAAGCAGUGAAAGCAACAUCUAGACACUGCAGCGGAAACAACAGCAGGACAGUGAUGUGUUUCGGCUCUGCGCUCGAAUACGUUGAAUCUUAAACAGAAACGGAAGGUGAAAGAUGGAUUUCAGUUAAUUUUUUUUAUUUUAAGUGUGUGCAUAUAAUGUUCCAGCUCUUUUCUAGUCCAACAAUCUUAAACUAAUGCGGCAAAAACAGUGUGUGCUGUUUUUAAUUACUGCAAAGGACACCAAAGACAUAAAUAUGAUUAAUUCUGCAACGUAAAAUUGAUCAGUGUGCACAGAAACGACAGCAGCUCCUCCACUGUCCAGUUAAUUUGCAUGUAAAUGGUUCAAAUAUAACCUGUUGUUUAAUUUUAUUUCCACAACGCCGGAGUGCAGAGCCAACACAGCAGAAAAAAGUGACCAAACACUGUCUCACUGACUGUAACAAACCCCUGGCGGCGUAAGUAGCACAGCAGAAGCCUGAAUGUAAUAUUUUUUUAUUCUCGAAAUGUCAAACCAACUUUUAGUUGUUUGUGUGUGACUUUUCUCUGAAACCCUGUACAAUAAAAUGAAGCACAUUGAGGAGUUUA